Molecule: messenger RNA, 1170 nt
Organism: Fimicolochytrium jonesii
Lineage: Eukaryota; Fungi; Chytridiomycota; Chytridiomycetes; Spizellomycetales; Powellomycetaceae
Exons: 3
Coding region: 80-820 (246 amino acids)
Source: RefSeq, a predicted model, not a curated record
CACGUACAUACAGAACAUGCAAGGAGAUCACACUCUGGAGAUCCCAGUAACAGUUCGCUAGCAUUCGCCCGGCCUCGUCAUGGCUUCCUUGUCUUGGAGACUGAAUAGGAGGGCAUUCUCUCAAGCUGGGUUCAGAGGGGGGGCUUGGUCCUCGUCGCUCCAGGACCGCAUACACCAGCAGACGCUGAAGAGUAGAAUCCAGUAUCUGGAUUCCGUUGCGGGCGCAAAAGUCCCGGCCAGCGCUUGGCACGCCCUCCCUCUACUUGUUCUGUUUACCAUCUGGAUUGCUAUCGUCUUGUCAGUUGUGAGGCCAAGCGCCUGCGCUAGCGAGGUUUACUUACCUUCCGACGAUAUCACCGGGCCCUCCCGGCCUUCUUACAAUCGCUUUUCGAGCGAGAUCGCUAUGCCAUCUCCCACUCGGCUUUCUUCGGUUUCACUGGUCGCCUCCAUCACUGCCACAUCUUCCGGUGCGUCUGUCGCUACGGCAGCUCUUGCCAGAACAACUGUUGUGUCCGUCUCAGCGUCGGUGUCAUCUGCCGCCGCCACGCCUGUACCUACCCCUGACUUGAGCGUCACCUCUGGCGGGGCGGGAGGCGGUGGCGGCUCUGAUUCUCUGCCACUCAGAGUUGCGUGCUCCUUGGAUUGCCCAACCCCAAACAGCGACAGGUGCAUGGUUGGUUCGAGCGACUUUUUCCAGUGCAUGGAGGAAGUCAACAAGCCUCGGCAAGCCUGUGUUGAGAAGUGCGACAACAUGUUUCCCAGGCGCCGGGGCCUGUACCGGCGGGCCUUGUGCACCAACUCUGGAGCAUUCAAUGGGUAAGCAUCGUGCGCCCACGGUAAUAAUACUCGAAGCGGGUCGCUCUCACAAUGUAUGCAAUCUUCUAAGUUUACCUUUCCUGUCGGUCUCGCUUCCCUUCGUAGCUACGGCGUUCCCGUCCUCAUCCUAUUUCUCGCGUUUACGGUCGUCGGUGCGAUUAUUCACUUCGUGCGCCAGAGCAACAUGGAAAAUGCCCGAGCAGCGACCCAGAAGGCCCUGGAAGUGCUAAACGAUCAGGAUAACCCUCGCGGACUCGCCUGGAAAUACUUAGAGAUAAAGCGGACGACGACUACUUAUAACGCCAGGACCGGAGCGCGAAUCUCGCGAAGAAAGCAGUAUUUUCCCGUAAGCAC